Messenger RNA from Cryptomeria japonica (Japanese cedar), 1707 nucleotides. RefSeq names its product cytochrome P450 86B1-like. Gene Ontology annotation, molecular function: oxidoreductase activity, acting on paired donors, with incorporation or reduction of molecular oxygen; monooxygenase activity; iron ion binding. Lineage: Eukaryota; Viridiplantae; Streptophyta; Pinopsida; Cupressales; Cupressaceae. The transcript has a single exon. Bases 1 to 1557 code for a protein of 518 amino acids. The record is from RefSeq and is a predicted model, not a curated record.
AUGGCGAGUCUAGCGGGAGUUGUAGGGAUUGGGAUUACGGUUUUUCCACUUUGGUGCGUAGGAAUAGCAAGCAUCAUACUCUUUUACAUUUACAGUUUGAAGUCUCGGGAACGAUCGAGAUUUAGAGGCGCACCGGUGUGGCCGGUCGUGGGCGUGCUUCCUUCGUUGCUUCUCCAUUUCGGGCACCUCUACGAUUGGUUUACUUAUCUCGUCGUCAUAAACGGCGGAACGUUCAGGCUCCCCGGUCCUUGGAAAUUCCGGGUCUUCACGGCCGAUCCGGCAAACAUAGAAUACCUGCUGAAAACAAGGUACCACAAUUUCGGCAAAGGAGAGAUUUUCAAGGAAACGUUUCGCGACAUGUUUGGCGAAUCAAUUGUGGUGCAAGAUGGGGAGGCUUUCAAGCGCCUCAAUAUAUCGGUCGGUAAGGCGCUCGCCUCGCCGGCCUUCCGCAACGAUGCGGCCGCCUCCCUGCCGGCAGUGAUGCAGCAAAAUCUUGUUCCUGUCUUCUCCCACGCCUGUAAAAAAGCCGCCAUUAUCGACCUGCAAGACGUGUUCCACCGGCUUGCUUUGCACAAUGUAUGUCUCUUCGGCGCAGGUGUGGAACUUGGCUGGCUUACACCGGGUCUACCCAAAGUUCCAUUCUUGGAGGCCUUCGAAGAGGCUUUGCAGACACUUAUGCUUCGCCUGCUCAUGCCGCCGGUUUGCUGGAAAAUUUUGAGGUUCUUUAACGUUUUGUUUGAGGGUCGGCUUCUCAAGGCCAGAGAAACCAUCUACGACUUUGUUCUUCAACAAGUUCAUGCUCGCUGGCGCGCUAAGCAGGACGGGACUCAAGGAUCGGACAUCGGAUCAGCUUUCAUUCGCUUCGAGAGGGAAAGCGGGCGGCUUUAUUCUGACAAGGGAGUACACGAGUUAUUUGUGAGCCUCAUUUUGGCGGGCAAGGAUACGGUUACGCCGGGCCUCACCUGGUUCUUCUGGCUGGUAGCAAACAACCCCCGUGUUGAAGCCCAGAUUUUAGCAGAACUGCGAGAGAUCGUGAAGCAGAGGAAUAGUCUUGACGACCUCGACCCUUUUUCUUUUAGCUUUGAAGAAGUUAAGAGGAUGGAUUACCUGCACGCAACAUUGACGGAGUCUCUCCGCCUCUACCCGCCUAUUCCACUUGAGCUCACGGCUUCCCUUGAAGACGACGUUCUGCCCGACGGCACGACUAUGAAGAAGGGUGAACAGAUUUUGUACUCGAUUUACUCUUCCGGUAGGUUGGAGAGCGUUUGGGGUGAGGAUUGCCUGGAAUUCAAGCCGGAAAGGUGGAUGAAGAACGGCAGAUUUGUGAGGGAAUCGGAUUUCAAGUUUUUAGCGUUCAACGCAGGACCCCGUCGCUGCACGGGCAGAGAAUUUGCGUACUGGCAGAUGAAGUGGGCGGCGGCCUCCAUUCUUUUACGUUUUCGGGUAAAGAUUGUUGAUGAGCAUCCUGUGCUUCCUAAGUACGGUCUCGCGCUUUUCAUGAAGUAUGGUUUGCUCGCAACUAUUCACGAAAGAGAGAACGAAAAUGGUGACGGCUAAUCUCUCAAGUUAUCUACAUAUCUUAGCUCCUUAAUGAUAGUAAUAAUGUGAUUGAUCGUGUGUACUGGUACAAAGGAAUUUAUUAUUAUAUUGGUCCAGUUUGAUUGGUGAUAAAAUAAAAACAAAUUAUUAACUUUUUGAAAUGAAGAA